AACGUUCCGGUCCCAGACCUCCGUUCUUCUGGAGGGAAUUUCAAGAAGGAGGCGGGGCCAGCGGACAGGUGCUGGGCGUUCCCGCUGCCGGUGAUGCUGUUCCUGUGGUUGUCAGUGGUCGCAACUUCUGCUACUGCUUCGCCCGCCCCCGGAGCAGCUGUGCCUAGGGUGCUGGCGGGUCGGGCCCAGCGCGAGGCGCCUAACGUGGUGCUGGUCGCGAGCGACUCUUUCGAUGGAAGACUCACUUUUCAUCCAGGAAGUCAGGUCGUGAAGCUUCCUUUUCUCAACUUCAUGAAAGCUCAUGGAGCUACCUUUCUCAAUGCGUACACCAACUCUCCAAUUUGUUGCCCGUCACGAGCAGCAAUGUGGAGUGGCCUCUUCAUUCACUUAACACAGUCUUGGAAUAAUUUUAAGGGCCUAGAGCCAAAUUAUACAACAUGGAUGGAUGUCAUGGAGAAGCAUGGCUACCGAACACAGAAAUUUGGAAAACUGGAUUAUACUUCAGGACACCACUCUGUUAGCAAUCGUGUAGAAGCAUGGACAAGAGAUGUUGCUUUUUCACUCAGACAAGAAGGCCGGCCUGCGGUUAGUCUUAUCCCUAGUAAGACUGAAGUUAGAGUGAUGAAAGGGGACUGGAUAAACACAGACCGGGCAGUACAUUGGCUAAGAAAGGAAGCGGUUAAUGAAACUCAACCAUUUGUUCUUUACUUGGGUUUAAAUUUACCACACCCGUACCCUUCACCAUCUUCCGGAGAAAAUUUUGGAGCUUCAACUUUUCGCACAUCCCUUUACUGGCUCGAAAGAGUAUCGGAGACGACCAUCAAAAUCCCAAAGUGGUCACCUCUAUCAGAAAUGCACCCAGUAGAUUAUUACUCCUCUUAUACAAAAAACUGCACUGGGAAGUUUACCAAGAAAGAAAUUAAGAAUAUUAGAGCAUUUUAUUAUGCAAUGUGUGCUGAAACAGAUGCCAUGCUUGGUGAAAUUAUUUCAGCUCUUCGCCAGUCAGAUCUCCUUCAGAAUACUGUUGUUAUAUUCACAUCAGACCAUGGAGAGUUGGCCAUGGAACACCGACAGUUUUAUAAAAUGAGUAUGUAUGAAGCCAGCGCCCAUGUCCCACUUUUGAUGAUGGGGCCAGGAAUUAAGAACAACCUACAAGUGUCGAAUGUGGUUUCUCUUGUGGAUAUUUAUCCUACCAUGCUGGAUAUUGCUGGAAUUUCUCUGCCUCAGAACCUGAGUGGAUACUCUUUGUUGCCAUUAUCAUCAGAAACAUUUCAUAAUGAAACCAAAUUCAAACACGAGCAUCCGCCCUGGAUCCUGAGUGAAUUCCAUGGAUGUAAUGUGAACGCUUCCACCUACAUGCUUCGAACCAACCAGUGGAAGUACAUAGCCUACUCUGACGGUGUUUCAGUGCUACCUCAACUCUUUGACCUUUCCUUGGAUCCAGAUGAGCUGACAAAUGUUGCUACAAAAUUUCCAGAUAUUACCUAUUCUUUGGAUCAGAAACUCCGUUCCAUUAUAAACUACCCUAAAGUUUCUGCUUCUGUUCGCCAGUACAACAAAGAGCAGUUCGUCAGCUGGAAGCAACGUCUAGGGCAAAACUAUUCCAAAGCGAUAGCCAAUCUCAGGUGGCAUCAGGACUGGCUGAAAGAACCAAGAAAAUACGAAAGUGCCAUCAAUCAGUGGCUUAAAAACCCACAUUAACCCAAGAGUUUGAUCACAAAUAAAAAGGAGACAUUCCAGUUA
Molecule: messenger RNA, 1743 nt
Organism: Echinops telfairi (small Madagascar hedgehog)
Lineage: Eukaryota; Metazoa; Chordata; Mammalia; Afrosoricida; Tenrecidae
Gene: ARSK
Product: arylsulfatase family member K
Exons: 8
Coding region: 94-1701 (535 amino acids)
Source: RefSeq, a predicted model, not a curated record